AUGUCUCCCCACGCCCCUACCUUCGUCCAUGGCAGUCACCUGGCAGCCGCGGCCGCCCUUCUGCUCGCCGGCUGGGCAAUUGGGCUUCUUGUCUCUCGCCUUCGCCGGCCCAUAACUGCAGCUACGGUUACAGGUAUGCUCGCCUCGAACCACUCCUCGCCCACCACAAGCCCAAGCACCAGCGGUAUCAGCGUUUCUAACCUCCACGAAGCAGCACGACAACAACAACUCCACCCCGAGCCAACCUUUGCCAUUGAUAAAUCCCGUCCCACAUGUGCGGGAGAAGCAGCCCCCUCAACGACUGCACCCACAACCGCAACCAAACCCAUCCCAAUCCCCGCUUCCCCCAUGAACAUGCACAAGAACCAGAACCAGAACCCGACCACGCUUACGAACCUAGACCUGUACAACACGCCUUCAACCUCAUCAUCAAUAUCAUUAUCAUCAUCAGUGUCGUCCCCAGCAUCAGCAUCAGCAUCAGGAAUACCAGGAUCCACGACGACCCCCGCGGCCCUCUUCCCCUGGCGCCGCGCCACGUCCUUGCCCUCCUUCAACCCCGCCCACCGCGCCAGCGUGUCCGACUCAGUGCUGGCCCGCAAGGGCUCCCCCGCGUGUGGGGCGCGGCGCUGUCCCGACGAGGCGGCCUGCGGUAGCGGCGGCGGCGGCAGUGGCGGCAGUGGCGCCGGGUCGAUCCCUCGCGAGUCGGUGCUCGCUGGGGUCGGGGGGCAGUUUAAGGGUGUGGGGGGUUGUUAG
Thermothielavioides terrestris NRRL 8126 is the source of this 753-nucleotide messenger RNA. RefSeq lists its product as uncharacterized. Bases 1 to 753 code for a protein of 250 amino acids. NCBI's taxonomy places the organism in Eukaryota, Fungi, Ascomycota, Sordariomycetes, Sordariales, Chaetomiaceae. The record is from RefSeq and is a predicted model, not a curated record. The transcript has a single exon.